GCUAACUUAGUUUCGUCUUCGCUUCGCGCAAGUUGUCUUCGUAUUCUCUUAGCAUUUAUAUAUAUAUAUUUAUUUAUUUAUAUACGUACAUAUACCUUUCUCUUUUUUGUUUUUUAAACGUCUGUGUCUGUAAUAUUUCGUUUUCACACACUUUAUGUAUAUCACGAACUUUUAAAUGUGUCGUGAUAUUAUCAGAAGUUUUAAUGUUUUUGGUUUAAAAUUUUCCAUCAAGAAAAAUUUAAGAAACGAGUGAUUUGAAAGGUGAAGAUUUAUCGAUAAUACGGGGAUGAAGCCAUUAAAGGAUGAACGUAACGAUUUUAUCAUGAAAAAAUAAAGCACCGAGUAAAUAACAGACCUCCCAGAUCCGAAAAUAGUGAUAUGCAGAUUGCAUGUAAUUCGUCCAUUUGGAAAGGAUGAAGGAAGGCAAAGAUAUCGACGAUCAAAAAACGGGAAACGACAACGGCGCUUACGUACAUUGUUCUGAGAAAACAAACGAAGAUAAAUUAGACGUUGCACGUACAAAAGAAAUAAUUAAAAAUUCUCACAGUAUCCAUCGCGAGAUACAAGGCUCGUCCGACUUUAUCUUGAUCGAAGAGCCAGGGGAUGAUGGCGCAAAGCGAAAGAAUAACUUUUUGGAUUCGACAUUACGAUUGGCGAAUCGUUGGGUCAAAUUUACUUGUUCUAAGAAAAAACUGUAUAAAAGGUUACCAAUUUUAAGUUGGUUACCACGUUAUAACAAUCAAGAUGCAGUUGGAGAUUUGGUUGCUGGUAUAACUGUGGGAUUGACAGUUAUUCCACAAUCGCUUGCGUAUGCAAAUGUAGCUGGAUUACCAACAGAGUACGGAUUAUAUGGCAGUUUUUUGGGAUGUUUCGUUUAUAUAAUAUUUGGUUCCUGCAAAGAUGUACCAUUUGGUCCUACUGCUAUACUUUCUCUGUUAACUCAUCAAUCUGUUGCUCAUUUGGACGCGCCAGAAAAGCAUGCGAUAUUAUUAUGCUUUCUAGUAGGUAUCGUGGAAUUAAUCAUGGGGAUUUUUGGACUGGGAUUUUUAAUUGACUUUGUAUCCGGUCCGGUUAGUUCUGGAUUCACUUCGGCGGUAGCACUGAUAAUCGUUACGUCACAGAUAAAAGAUAUCCUAGCUGUCUCUGCUAGGGGAUCUACCUUUGUACAGAUGUGGAAAAGCAUUGCUGAGUGCCUUUAUCAAACAUCGAUAUGGGAUACUACGCUUGGUAUAUGCUGCAUAGGUAUCCUACUAAUACUCAGGAUGAUAUCUUCCUUCACGAUUGGUCCUGACAAUGAAGAACUUCGUACAAAAAAGCAGAGAAUAAUAAAUACGCUUAUAUGGUUGACUUGUACCUCGAGGAAUGCACUUCUUGUUAUAGUUUGCGGUUUGUUAGGAUAUCUUUUUAGUGCCGCACGUGAUGCACCCUUUCAAGUAAUCGGUCCCAUACCAGGAGGUAUGCCUACUGUACAAUCACCUCCAUUUGGAUACAUCAAAGAUGAUAAUACUACAGUCACAUUUAUAGAUAUGUGUACAAAUUUGGGAAGUGGUAUUCUUGUUCUUCCACUUAUUUCUUUGAUGGAGGAUGUGGCUAUUUUCAAAGCAUUUUCGCAAGGACAGUCAGUUGAUGCCACACAAGAAUUAAUAGCAAUCGGUUUAGCAAACGUUGGUAGCUCCUUUGUACAGGCUUUUCCAGGUACGGGAUCUCUUAGCAGAAGUGCUGUAUAUCACGCUUCUGGAGUAAGAACACCAAUGAGUGGUCUAUAUGCAGGAAUAUUGGUGAUAUUAGCACUUCUUUUUCUUACACCUUACUUCAGUUAUAUACCAAGAGCUAGCCUAGCAGCAAUCAUCAUAUCUGCUGUUGUCUUCAUGGUCGAAGUGAAAGUCAUUAAACCAAUGUGGAGAACCAAAAAGUCUGAUCUAAUCCCAGGAUUAGGAACUUUCAUUGCCUGCUUGGUGCUGCAACUUGAGAUUGGAAUUCUCUGUGGAAUUGGUAUGAAUGUAUUGUUCAUUCUGUACCAUGCAGCAAGACCAAAAAUAUCUGUCGAGAAAUUAACUACACAUUGUGGGAUCGAAUACCUGAUGUUAACACCAGAUCGUUGUUUAAUCUUCCCUUCUGUGGAUUAUGUGAGAAAUUUAGUGACUAAAUAUAGUCACAGGACAGAAAGCGUAGAAACACCAGUUGUGAUAGAUUGUUCACAUAUUUAUGGAGCAGACUUUACAGCUGCUACAGUCGUUGAAAGUCUGACCAAAGAUUUUGCUGUUAGAGGUCAACCUCUUUUCUUCUACAAUCUAAAACCUUCUGUUUAUGCUGUGUUCGAAGGCAUCGCACCAUCAAAUUUUGUUGUUUAUUAUGCUCAAGAAGCAUUGGAUGAUUUACUCAAAGAAAGAGGCUAUUUCAAUCACAUUAAGCGAGUUUCACUAUCAGCAUAAGUUUAAAUCAAUGUGUCUUCAAGGAACUGUGUAUCACUUAACAGUGUUCGAUUUGACAAGGCAGAAUAAUGCUGAUAAAUCGAUUAUCACAAAGACAUGGUACAAGUAAAUAAACUUAAUAAUAGAAAAUCUAUGGGUAGUUAAAAGCGUGUUUCUACCAUUCAUUUCUUAUCCUUCAACAUGUAUGUAAUUCAUAAAUACAUCUCGACUAUAAAACAAA
Messenger RNA from Vespula pensylvanica (western yellowjacket), 2652 nucleotides. It is a transcript of the gene Esp, whose product is annotated as sodium-independent sulfate anion transporter. Gene Ontology annotation, molecular function: sulfate transmembrane transporter activity. Lineage: Eukaryota; Metazoa; Arthropoda; Insecta; Hymenoptera; Vespidae. The record is from RefSeq and is a predicted model, not a curated record. The transcript has 13 exons. The coding region runs from base 414 to 2432 and encodes 672 amino acids. Gene Ontology annotation, cellular component: membrane. Gene Ontology annotation, biological process: transmembrane transport.